This is a messenger RNA of Charadrius vociferus (killdeer), 2775 nucleotides long. It is a transcript of the gene TAF4B, whose product is annotated as TAF4b RNA polymerase II, TATA box binding protein (TBP)-associated factor, 105kDa. Gene Ontology annotation, cellular component: transcription factor TFIID complex. Gene Ontology annotation, biological process: DNA-templated transcription; transcription initiation at RNA polymerase II promoter. Gene Ontology annotation, molecular function: DNA binding; RNA polymerase II general transcription initiation factor activity; protein heterodimerization activity. The record is from RefSeq and is a predicted model, not a curated record. Bases 1 to 2775 code for a protein of 924 amino acids. The transcript is spliced from 19 exons. NCBI's taxonomy places the organism in Eukaryota, Metazoa, Chordata, Aves, Charadriiformes, Charadriidae.
AUGUCUGCUUUGACUGUGGGCUUCGAUAGCAGUGGGAGUCCUGAACUGCACCAGACAGAUCCAUCUGGUACCUACCCGUCUUGGAAGGUUUUUGUAAUUGACUCAAGCAGAACUGGAACAAAUAUGGUGAACCCUUCGGUGUACGGUCUGCUCACACUAGAAGCUCUCCCUGUCGGCGUUGCAGCUGUCCUGCUGGAAGCAACAGGCGAGUUGUGCGCUGCGUAUCGCAUAGUGACAGCGAGGGAGUCCCAGUAUGAAAUGUACACAAGCCUCUAUAAGAUUGAUUACAGCAGGCCGAUGCAAUCGGUGGCAAUGCCAGAACUGGCUGCGUUGCAAGUCUCCUGCAACGACUACGCUUGCUUUGUGAGGGCAGUGAGCUGCACCUCGUCCCUCCUCAGCCUUUCUUCAGAUCCAGCCCUGGGAGCCAAGGUCAAACGAGACAACUUCGUCCCCUUCGUCCUUACAGGUAGGCGGCUGCUCUCUCGCCUUUUUGGCCUGCCCGCAAGUUCAGCUCCGUUUGGAUGUUUUUCUCCAACAGGAACUGUUCUUAUCAGAAGCAGUAAUGGCCAACUAAUGCUAGUAUCUCAACAAGCAAUAGCACGAGCACAGGGUGAGCCGCAAAAUAACACAACCAUAAGACCGUCUGUACCAACCAGCACACCUGCAAUCAGAAUAUGUGCUGUACAGAACUCCGGCACCCAGUUACUAAAGAAAGUAACAGCUACUCCGGUGAAACCAUUAUCUCAAACAAAAAAUGCUGUGGCUUCUACUGUUCAGCCACCUGCUGUAAUACAGCCAGCAGCUGCAACAGCUAGUGUUACUACAGUUACUGCUAUAAAGCCUUUGAGUACUGGAACACCUGUAAAACUUCCAGUUACAGGACCACCUGCACAAGCUAUCUCCCAAAAGGCAGUCUCUGUGAAAGCAGAGGGCACAACAGUAGCACAGACCAGCGCUUCUACAGAGAUGCUAGAGAAUGUAAAGAAAUGCAAGAAUUUUCUCGCUACACUAAUAAAACUGGCAUCUAGUGGACCUCAAGCCUCUGAGAUGGGGCAGAAUGUGAAGAAUCUGGUGCAAAAUCUGUUGGAAGCAAAAAUUGAACCAGAAGAAUUUACAAAAAAGCUCUAUGUAGAGCUCAAGUCGUCUCCACAACCCUAUUUAGUUCCUUUUCUCAAGAAAAGCAUGCUUGCUUUACGGCAGCUAAUGCCCAAUGCUCAGAGCUUUAUCCAGCAGUGUAUGCAGCAGCCAGCUCCAACCCAAGAUGCUGUUUCGACUUGUGCCUCUGCAGCACCAGCUCCUUCGAUAGCGGUGGCAACCUCAACUGUAGCAACAACUUCUAUUCCAGUUACAAAAUCAGUGUCGGCCUCUGUAACAGUCACAGCUACUCCAGUUAUAAAACCAGUCAUUGCCAGUGCGUUGGCGACAGCUUCUCUGCAGACUGUGAAGCCUAAGCCUAUUCCUUCCUCUGCAGUGGUGACAGCGUCUCUUCGGCCUGCAGCUUCAGUCCUCACCACAACGAUAGCAACAUCAGGGCUGACUACUAUCCAUACUGUCAAGCCAGUCUUCAGCUCUACCGUAGCAACAUCCUCUCUCCAGUCUGCAAAGCCACUACUGGUCUCUACAGCGGCAUCUUCAGCAGCAACCCCUCUCCAGCCUCUGAAACCAGUCAUUGGAACCCCAGUCAGUAUUAAAAUCCCACAGCCAAACUCCAUCGUGGCGCGUUCAGUGGGUUCUCAGCAGGUGGUUAAAGUGAAACAGUUGGUAGUCCAGCAACCAUCAGGAACCGUUGUAAAGCAAGUGUCUGCACUCCCGCAACCCUCAACACUGACCCUACAGACAUCUGCUGAGAAAAGGAUGCCGCUGAAUACGCUUGUUCAAACUAACCAAUUUCCUGCAGGUUCCAUUCUGAAACAAAUCACCCUGCCAGGAAAUAAAAUUCUGUCCCUUCAAGCAUCUCCUGUUCAGAAAGCUAAAAUAAAAGAGAAUGGACCAACAUCCUUCAGAGAUGAAGAUGACAUAAAUGAUGUGACUUCUAUGGCUGGGGUCAAUCUUAACGAGGAGAAUGCGUGCAUUUUGGCAACAAACUCUGAGCUCAUUGGUACAGUGAUCCACUCUUGUGCAGAUGAUCCUUUUCUCUCUUCGGAUGUGCUUCAGAAGAAGAUCUUGAACAUAGGUAAAAGGCAUGACAUUAUGGAACUUAACUCUGAUGUUCUGAACUUGAUCUCCCACGCUACGCAGGAGAGAUUACGAGGGCUCCUAGAAAAACUAACUGUAAUUGCUCAACACAGAGUAUCAACCCACAAGGGGAGUGAUAGGUACAUUGUAUCUAGUGACACCAGAGCACAGCUGAGAUUUCUUGAAAAGCUUGAUCAGCUGGAAAAGCAGAGAAAGGAUGAAGAGGAACGUGAAAUGUUGCUUCGAGCAAUCAAGAGCCGUUCCAGUAAAGAAGAUCCAGAGCAACUGCAGUUAAAGCAGAAAGUGAAAGAGAUGCAACAAUUGGAGUUAGCACGAAUGCAACAAAGAGAAGCCAACCUCACAGCUUUGGCCGCAAUUGGACCAAGGAAGAAAAGACCAUUGGAUUCAUCAAAUGUUGGAUCUGGGCUGGAGGGUUUGAACGGCAAUGGAAUUGCUCCUGGAUCAUCAGGUUUUAGACUUACAAAACAGCUGCUCUGUCCAAGAAUAACCCGUGUCUGUCUCAGGGACUUGAUAUUCUGCAUGGAACAAGAAAGGGAGAUGAAGCAUUCUCUAACCUUGUACCAUGCUCUUCUGAAGUAA